This is a messenger RNA of Capra hircus (goat), 1038 nucleotides long. RefSeq lists its product as uncharacterized. The transcript has 3 exons. The record is from RefSeq and is a predicted model, not a curated record. Bases 21 to 959 code for a protein of 312 amino acids. NCBI's taxonomy places the organism in Eukaryota, Metazoa, Chordata, Mammalia, Artiodactyla, Bovidae.
GCAAGGGAGCCGGACCGGCCAUGGAGCCUGGGGCCCAGCCCUCCAGGGCCCUGGGGGAGGGGAAGGCGCAGCCGCAGCAGCAGGGCCCCACCCAGUGCAUCGAGGGCCACGGCCAGGUGGUGCUGCUGGGCGAACUCUGGAAACAGGAUGAGUGCUGUGUGACCCUGCAGAACAUUCUGGAGCAGGGCCCGACAGAUCCGCCCUCCCGAUCCUCGUCCAUCCGAGCCACAAGCGGCCAUAGCAACUCCAGCAACUGCGCCAGGGGGCGGCUCAAGCGCUCCGGGGAGAGUUCGUGGAAGCAGGGCGCCGAUUGUCCGGCCGCCAAGUCCAAGCGCUGCUCGCAGAAGCAGCCUUGCGAGCCGCGCAAGGCCAGGGACGCGCCAGAGCGCCAGUGCGAGGCGGCGCCGGCGGGGACCCCGGGUUCGGGGCGGGCGGAGGACGCGGCGCCGGGCUGCCGGGACCCGGGACGGCAGCGGGCGGCGCCCGAGUCCGGCGCGCGGCUGCUCCUCGUGCUGUGCCGCGCGUCCGCGCUGCGCUCCCAGCUCCCGCGGCUGCAGCUGCUUUUGCAGCAGGUGAGCGCCCGGGAGCGCAGCCCGCCCGCCGCGCUCUUUGGCCUCAUCGUGCAGCCGCGGCGCGAAGAGGAGGCUGAGGCGCGCCGCCGCAUGGAGAGCCUGCUUUGCGGCGCCUUCGCCCGGCACAGCCCGGCCGCCGAGGUGCACACGGCCGUGUUCUGCCCCCGCCGCGCGGAGGGCACCCUGGACGUCCAGCGCGCCGCCGGAGGAGCGCACAGGGUCGCGUCGCCGGGUUGCGUCCACCUCGUGGAUCGGGCCACCCAGACGGAUGAAGACCUCCAAGAAAACAUUCCACUCAUCGUAAUUCGCGUGCUCCGAGCCCUCGGAACUGUUGCUGUGGCUCUGGGAGCACUAGGAGCUGCCUACUACAUCCUUGAAUCUUUGUGAGCAAGUCCCCAGGCCCGCAGUCCGGCAGAUCCAGUUUUCCAUCAAGGAUCUCUCUUGUCACCAAAAUAGAACAAAACCA